UAAUUGUGGUGCUUGCCACAAUUCUUGUAAAUAGUUGAUCUCUCAGCUCUGAAGUGGUGUGCUAACAAGUACCUCUAAUGAGCUGUGCCAGGAACUCAUCAUGAUUCACAGCCUGUUUAUCAUAAACAAAGGUGGUGACGUGUUCCUGGAGAAGCACUGGAAGUCUGUGAUCCACCGCUCUGUAUGUGACUACUUCUUUGAUGCUCAGGCCAAGGCAGAUGACCCUGUUGAUGUGCCACCAGUGAUCACAACACCGCACCACUAUCUGAUCAGCGUAUUCAGAGGUGGCCUCUACUUCGUGAGCGUGUGCACCUCAGAGGUGGUGCCGCUGUUCGUGGUGGAGUUCCUACACCGCGUGGUCGACACGUUCCAGGAAUACUUUGGCGACUGCUCCGAGUCGCUCAUCAAGGAGCACUAUGUGGUGGUGUACGAGCUGCUGGACGAGAUGCUGGAUAACGGCUUCCCUCUGGCCACCGAGUCCAACAUCCUGCAGGAGCUGAUCCGGCCGCCUAACGUGCUGCGUACCAUCGCCAACACGGUGACGGGCCGCUCCAACGUGUCGGCCGUGCUGCCGUCCGGCCAGCUCUCCAACGUGCCCUGGCGCCGCUCCGCCGUCAAGUACACCAACAACGAGGCCUACUUCGACGUGGUCGAGGAGGUGGACGCGAUCGUGGACAGGUCGGGCAGCACAGUGUUCGCCGAGAUCCAGGGCCACAUCGACUGCAGCGUCAAGCUGAGUGGCAUGCCCGACCUCACCAUGACCUUCAUCAACCCGCGCCUCUUCGACGACCUCAGCUUCCACCCGUGUGUGCGCUUCAAGCGCUGGGAGGCCGAGCGGCUGCUCUCCUUCAUACCACCAGAUGGCACGUUCCGGCUGAUGUCGUACCACAUCGGCACGCAGUCGGUGGUGGCCGUGCCGCUGUACGUGCGGCACACCAUCUCGUUCAAGGCGCCCGGCUCCGGCGGCGGCCGGCUCGACCUCACCGUCGGCCCCAAGCAGACCAUGGGGCGCACCGUCGAGAACGUCCUGCUGGAGAUCAACAUGCCCAAGGAGGUGCUGAACUGCCUGCUGACGCCGUCGCAGGGCCGCUACACGUUUGACCCGGUGUCGCGGCUGCUGAGCUGGGAGGUGGGCCGCGUCGAGCAGGCCAAGCUGCCCAACCUGCGCGGCAACCUCAGCCUGCAGACGGGCGUCCCGCCGCCCGACGUCAACCCCGCCAUCAACCUCAAGUUCACCAUCAACCAGCUGGCCGUCUCCGGGGUCAAGGUCAACCGCCUCGACAUGUACGGCGAGAAGUACAAGCCGUUCAAGGGCGUCAAGUACUUAACGCGCGCCGGCCGCUUCCAGGUGCGCACCUAGCCGCCGCGUGCCGACCGGGUCAGAGGUGGGCCGCUGACCCCGGCUGAGUCUCGCCGAGGGUGUCCUGGGCCGUCGCGGGGGUGUCGUCGCAGCGCAGCGCACAGGGUCGUCUGACGCCUCCCCGGGGUUGUGGGUCAAGAUCCACGGGGCCUGUCUCGACGGCGGUGGAGGUGUGUUGUACCGCGGAGCGUGUCAUUGUACCGCGGGGGGCAUCCUUGCAUCCCGGAGGGUGUCAAUGCGUCCCGGAUGGCGUCAUUGUGUCCCGGAGGGCGUCACUGACCGUCGGCCUUGUGACGAGGACGGAUAAAGCGCGGCUUCCGUGUCAGCGUGGUGACGGGUUCUCGCCGGCCUGCGCGGUGUUGGCCCGCGCCUUUGCCGGCUGGGGCGGCGCGGGUCCGCCUCCCGCUGCUGGCCGCCCCCACGCGACCCCGCCGACAUCGGUGGCCAGCUGGCGUCCGCGCCGUGCGACCCGGUAACCUCGCGGAGCUGACACCAACAGCUCGGACGGCGCUGGGUGUCGUCACGUGAUGGCCGGCUCAGGCCGCGUGCUGUGUGCGGUUCCGGUCACGUGACCCGCGCUGCGGUUUGUUGCCGUUUUACCUUCGCUCGCCCUGAUGGUGUAACGCUUUCCGACUAGAGUCUCUGAAGCCUCCGAUCAGUGGGGGCGUCACCUGCUGUCAGCUGCCGCUCGUGGCCUCGGCUGGGACGCCGAGGCCGAUCCCAGGGCCUGGCAAGGGAGGCUUUGUCGACUGGCGGGCGGCCCGACGGCGGCCUCCCGGCUCCGUGGUGCUCCCCGCGCGCCCACCCUGUAUUAAUUUGUGGAGGAGAUGGCAAGGCGAAGCUCGCCGCUAGGGCCGGCAGCCGGCGGCUGGCCGGUCCGGUGUUCCUAUCCGGGCCCGACGCCGCCAGCACCGCCCAGCACCGCCCAACA
This is a messenger RNA of Pollicipes pollicipes, 2291 nucleotides long. It is a transcript of the gene cm, whose product is annotated as AP-3 complex subunit carmine. Bases 101 to 1360 code for a protein of 419 amino acids. The record is from RefSeq and is a predicted model, not a curated record. NCBI's taxonomy places the organism in Eukaryota, Metazoa, Arthropoda, Thecostraca, Pollicipedomorpha, Pollicipedidae. Gene Ontology annotation, cellular component: clathrin adaptor complex. The transcript is spliced from 8 exons. Gene Ontology annotation, biological process: vesicle-mediated transport; intracellular protein transport.